Messenger RNA from Penicillium canescens, 390 nucleotides. RefSeq lists its product as uncharacterized. Lineage: Eukaryota; Fungi; Ascomycota; Eurotiomycetes; Eurotiales; Aspergillaceae. The coding region runs from base 1 to 390 and encodes 129 amino acids. The record is from RefSeq and is a predicted model, not a curated record. The transcript has a single exon.
AUGAGCUCAGUGCAACAAAAAUCGACGAUCGAAACUUUACGGGAGGUAAUGGUACCCGGACAGGUAUUCAAGUACGAUCCUGACGAUGGUGAAUUGAAACUCUUACACGAUCAACCACCGAGAAGCGGCGAAUCGCAAGACGGAGAGGAUCCUAUUCAGCAGAUGAUUCUUAGCAUGGUGCAGAACGAAAAAUUAUGUAUGCAGAUACAAAUCGUUGUUGAUGGAUGGCGCGAAGUUUUCAUGGUCGUUGGUCAGAAUCGAUGUAUGAAGAUCGAAUUUAAGAUUGUUGAUAGCUACGUCCCAGCUGAAGUGCCAUGGAAAGCUUCGGCAUGGGGUAUAUACCCGACUGUGAGCCGUAUCUUGAGUGGAAAGCCGCGGGCGCGUGGUUAA